AUGGGAGCGAGGCCAGUGAAAAUCGAUGUACGUUCUACGACAUUCGAAGAGCCCACAAAACGGAUCUUCGAUUCCCGCGGAACACAGGCCUUUCAGAAAUCGGUAGCGAUGUACAGGAUCAAGAUGUAUCUCCAUCGGUAUGUAAGCAUUGUGGAAGGUGAACAGAUACCUGCAACAAGUGAGAAUUUGAAAGUGCUCGACUUUGAGGGACUUCUGAGCAAAUUGGCUGUACUGGUAGAUGAAACCCCGGCAUUUCCAGGACCAAGACGGUACGGAAACCUGGCAUGUAGAACCUGGCAUGAUAAAAUUGAAGAUGUUCUGGUGCCGUUGCUAGAAAACUUCCUUCCAUCAGAAUGCCAUAAGAGCAUAGUCGAGCUGCGAUACUAUUUGGCAAAUGCGUUUGGAUCUCGCGAACGCCUUGAUUACGGAACGGGACACGAGCUAUCCUUCUUCGCUCUGGUAUCAGCUCUGGACAUGCUGGGUGCCUGGGGCCCUGAUUUGAAGGGCAAAGACUUAUUGUUUUUAUUAAACAGCUACUACGCGCUAACGAAAAAACUGGUACUUACAUACUCCUUAGAACCGGCUGGAUCUCACGGUGUAUGGGGUCUAGACGACCACUUCCACUUGAUAUACAUCUUUGGUGCUUCCCAGAUGGUAGGCAUGCGUUCACCUCCAGCGACACCCAAAGAACUGCAAAUGAAAGACAUAGUGGAAGAAAACGCAUCCACCAACUUAUAUUGCCAGGGACUGGCAUUCGUAUUUCAGGUCAAGUCCGGACAGCUGUCUGAAAACUCUCCUAUGCUAUAUGACAUCUCUCAAACAGUGGCAACAUGGCCAAAAGUUCAGCGGGGCCUUCUGAAAAUGUAUUUUGCAGAGGUCCUCAAUAAAUUUCCUGUGGUGCAACACUUUUGGUUCGGUAAGGGUCUAUACCCAUGGGUCAGUAGCGAUAGUGGCGAUGUGCUUCCCAUUUUUGAAGCAUCUUUGCCGAACAACCCUGUCCAAACUUCCGUGCAUAGCGCUCAUAAUGCUCACACAACGCGACACCCGAUGAACCCUCCUGAUUUACGUGGCGUUAAUCGAUUCAUAGCUCACGACAGGUUCCGGAAGAGUUGA
Molecule: messenger RNA, 1113 nt
Organism: Lachancea lanzarotensis
Lineage: Eukaryota; Fungi; Ascomycota; Saccharomycetes; Saccharomycetales; Saccharomycetaceae
Gene: RRD1
Product: LALA0S01e18580g1_1
Exons: 1
Coding region: 1-1113 (370 amino acids)
Biological process (GO): mitotic spindle organization
Cellular component (GO): cytoplasm; nucleus; protein phosphatase type 2A complex
Molecular function (GO): protein tyrosine phosphatase activator activity; peptidyl-prolyl cis-trans isomerase activity
Source: RefSeq, a predicted model, not a curated record